Malus domestica (apple) is the source of this 2114-nucleotide messenger RNA. RefSeq names its product electron transfer flavoprotein-ubiquinone oxidoreductase, mitochondrial. Gene Ontology annotation, biological process: electron transport chain. The record is from RefSeq and is a predicted model, not a curated record. Gene Ontology annotation, molecular function: electron-transferring-flavoprotein dehydrogenase activity; iron-sulfur cluster binding. Lineage: Eukaryota; Viridiplantae; Streptophyta; Magnoliopsida; Rosales; Rosaceae. Gene Ontology annotation, cellular component: mitochondrial inner membrane.
GCCAUUACCCAUCCUCUUUCAAAACGAAACCAUUAACCCCCCCCUCCAUUUGCUGCAGUGCUCAGAUUUUCCUGUUUCUCUCUCUCAUCAUGAUCAGGCUCAUAACAAAAUCCAAAUCUUUCAGGAAACCAAGCUCCUCAUCCUCAUUUCUAUCUUCAAUCUCUCCCAGUCCAUCUAACCCAUUUUCCUCUUCGCCAAAAACAACCCAUAUACCAAAUGGGGGCUAUCUCUACGUUCAGCUUCUGGGUCGAAAUUUUGCUUCUUUACGAUCCCAGAUUGGUUCCCGGCCGGAAGUCUCAUCUGGGUAUUGCCAAAAUUGGGUAAAUGUUCGGGCAAAUGGGACUUUGGGGUCUCAGACCAGGAGUUUGUGCAGUGAACCGGACAGAGAGUCUAUUCAAUAUGAUGUUGUCAUUGUUGGGGCUGGACCUGCCGGUCUAUCGGCAGCGAUAAGGAUGAAGCAGCUGUGCCGCGAGAAGGAUGUUGAUUUGUCAGUGUGCGUUGUGGAGAAAGGAGCUGAAGUUGGUGCUCACAUUAUUUCUGGUAAUGUUUUUGAGCCCCGGGCACUGAAUGAACUUCUCCCACAAUGGAAAGAUGAAGAGUCACCAAUCACUGUACCUGUUACUUCUGACAAGUUUUGGCUUCUUACAAAGGAUCGUGCACUUUCACUGCCAUCUCCUUUUGAUAAUAGGGGAAACUAUGUUAUAAGUUUAAGUGAGUUGGUACGAUGGAUGGGAGUGAAGGCAGAAGAGUUGGGAGUAGAAAUAUAUCCUGGCUUUGCUGCUAGUGAGAUAUUAUAUGAUACAAACGACACGGUUGUUGGCAUUGGAACUAAUGAUAUGGGAAUUGCCAAAGAUGGUUCAAAGAAGGAAAAUUUCCAGCGUGGCAUAGAAUUGAAAGGGCGAGUAACACUUCUAGCUGAAGGGUGUCGAGGAUCAUUAUCAGAGCAAAUAAUGAAAAAGUACAACUUGAGAGAGAAGGGGCAUUCACAGCAUCAGACCUAUGCCUUGGGAAUUAAAGAGGUUUGGGAAAUUGAUGAAGGAAAGCAUGAGCCCGGUGCUGUGUUGCACACUCUGGGUUGGCCCCUGGAUCCAAAGACAUACGGCGGUUCAUUAUACCACAUGAAAGAUAGACAGAUUUCUAUUGGCUUUGUGGUUGCUUUGAAUUAUCAUAACCCUUUCUUGAACCCUUACGAAGAAUUCCAGAAAUUCAAACAUCAUCCUGCAAUCAAAACACUGCUGGAAGGUGGGACUGUUCUUCAAUAUGGGGCUCGCACCUUGAAUGAGGGUGGUUUUCAGUCUAUCCCGUAUCCAGUUUUCCCUGGAGGAGCACUUAUUGGAUGUUCAGCUGGCUUUUUAAAUGUACCUAAAAUAAAAGGAACUCAUACUGCAAUGAAAUCAGGCAUGCUAGCUGCAGAAGCUACAUUCAGUCUACUUCAUGAAGGCUCACGCAUGGAAAAAUAUUGGGAUGCUUUAAGGAAUUCUUGGAUAUGGGAAGAACUGUACCGAGCUCGGAACUUCCGACCAGCAUUCGAAUAUGGACUUAUUCCUGGCCUGGCCUUAAGUGCUUUAGAACAUUACAUAAUGAAAGGAAGAUCUCCCUGGACGCUGAAGCAUGGAAAACCAGACCAUGAAGCAACAAAUGUUGCACAGUUCCACUCUCCAAUUCAAUAUCCAAAGCCAGAUGGGGUUUUAUCUUUCGAUAUUCCAACCUCCUUACACAGGAGCAACACAAAUCAUGAACAUGACCAACCACCUCACCUUCGGUUGAGAGACCCCAACAUUCCUGAACUUGUAAAUUUGCCAGAGUAUGCUGGCCCCGAGUCACGAUACUGUCCUGCACGUGUAUACGAGUAUGUCCCUGAUGAAGAGGGUCAGCCGAAGUUGCAGAUCAAUGCUCAGAAUUGCCUACAUUGCAAGGCAUGCGAUAUCAAAGACCCGAAGCAAAACAUCAACUGGACUCCACCGGAAGGAGGUGGCGGUCCAGGCUACUCCAUAAUGUAGAGAGUAAACAAGUUGUUUUGCUAUUGUCAUUGCUAAAUGUUACAGUUUGUGUAUACAAUAAUUCUACUGUGUUUUCGCCAACGUGAAUAAAAUGUUGAAUCAAAAUCGAACGCA